ACCAACACGGACCGUGUUUGUGACGGACAACAACAAGACGGGAAAGCAAAGCACUAGCAAUUGACUGGAUACUUGUCUCUACUGAAUUAUUAUUAUUGCUUAAAAAUUGAUUGUCAUCCAGACCCUUGUGGUUUAAGGGUUUCAGUAUACGUAUAAAUGUCUGAUGCACCAGGACUUCCUAAAAGAGACGAAGAGGAGGAGGAGGUUACACCCGAACCAGAGGACCAAUCAGACGACAGCAGUGAGGAAGAGGCUGCUGGAGACACGGACAUGGACUUCCUGCGCAACCUCUUCUCCAGCACCCUGGGCCUCGGCUCAGCAGACAAAGUUCUGGAUGAGCUGACUCUGGAUGGAGUGGCGAGAUACAUAAACAGCGGCAAAUGUAAAAACAUUAUCUGCAUGGUUGGAGCAGGAAUAUCCACGUCUGCUGGGAUCCCAGAUUUCCGCUCGCCAGGAACUGGACUGUACGCAAACCUGCAAAAAUAUAACCUACCUUACCCGGAAGCCAUCUUCCAGAUAGAUUAUUUUAAGAAACAUCCAGAGCCUUUUUUUGCCUUGGCAAGAGAGCUUUACCCAGGACAGUUCAAGCCGACUAUCUGUCACUACUUUAUGAAGAUGUUGAAGGAGAAGGGGAUCCUGAGACGCUGCUACACACAGAAUAUUGACACCCUGGAGCGGGUAGCCGGCCUUGAAGGGGAGGAUCUGAUCGAAGCCCACGGAACCUUCUACACUUCUCACUGUGUCAGCUUCUGUUGCCGAAAGGAAUACAACAUGGACUGGAUGAAAGAAAAAAUCUUUUCUGAUGACAUUCCCAAAUGUGACAAGUGCAGCAGCUUGGUCAAACCAGAUAUCGUCUUCUUUGGAGAGAAUCUGCCCGUUCGUUUUUUUACUUCCAUGAAGAUGGAUUUCCCUCGCUGUGAUCUUCUCAUCGUCAUGGGGACGUCUCUGCAGGUCCAGCCAUUUGCAAGCCUUGUCAGCAGGGUUUCAAAAAGUUGCCCCAGACUGCUAAUUAACAUGGAGAAAGCAGGGCAGGCUGAUCCUCUAUUUGGGCUGCUUGGUUUUGGAGGAGGGAUGGACUUUGACUCCGACAAGGCUUACAGAGACGUAGCUCACAUCAGCACAUGCGAUGACGGAUGUUUGGCUCUGGCUGAGCUGUUGGGAUGGAAGGCAGAGCUGGAAGAGUUGGUGAAGCAGGAGCACGCCAGGAUCGACAGUCAGGGCAAGAAGGAAAAGGCCGGUGAGGGCAAAGGGGCCACAGCCGCGGCUGGUUCCGCAUCAGCGGCACCAGAGCCCAAAGCAGAGGAGUAAUAACGAAAAGUUGCCAGUCUGACUAAAGCUACUGAAGUGACGGCACAGUUUGGAGUUGGCUGUAAGAGAGAGGUUAUGAUUCAAAGUUGUUUGUUUUUUUUGCAGAAGUAAAGCUUUGACGUGUGUCCGUCACACUACUUUUACACAUACGUAAUUCCUCUGAAAAAACUCCAAGACUGCUGGCGUACCUGCUUUACUGUUGUCUCUUUACGUCGUUAGCACUUUAUUUUUUGAUCGUAAUCACUUCUUUUUAUUUUUGCAUUUGCUUACAUCCUUCCCGUCUGUAUAUUUUUUACUCAAUUUUGCCACUGUCCAGACCCUUGUUUGUCUUUCUACAUUGUGACAACAUGUUUGCAGACAAUGUGGAGGGUGGUAACUAACGCCAAAACUGCUCCAGAUUCUACUACACUGCAUAAAAUCUGAAAUGGCGUCUCCUAAACAGCUCAUACACACUUCUGAUGAAGUGAUUUAAACACUUUAUUAGCCAAUUAAUUUAUUUCGGUCUAGAUUGAAAGUCUAAUUAUCAUAAGGUGUGGUGGGUGGUAGAUGUAAAUAUGACGACUAGUGGUGAUUUGGAACUCCUAAAAUGCCUUUAAGUUUUACUUAACAGUGUUUUUCAUGUUGACCAUCUGCUCCUGUCUGGUUGUCACCAUGUUCUAGUCGGCCCUCAGUUGAUUUUGCUUUACAAAUCUAUGGGGACAGACUACACAAGAAGGAUAAACAGACACACGUGACUAACGUAAUGUAUAAUUUAAUAUAAGAAGAAACUGUUUCAUGGUUUUCAACUAUCUGGGAUGAGCUGCAAGAGUAUGAAGUGUCGCAUUAACAAUUAAAAAUUGCUGGGGUGGGCGCAGUAACAUUAAUAUCUGUACCAUACUAUGGAAACUAAUCCUAUCCUGCAAUAAAUUUUACAUUUGUAAAGCUGAAUAUA
This is a messenger RNA of Mugil cephalus (flathead mullet), 2239 nucleotides long. RefSeq names its product sirtuin 2 (silent mating type information regulation 2, homolog) 2 (S. cerevisiae) (gene sirt2). NCBI's taxonomy places the organism in Eukaryota, Metazoa, Chordata, Actinopteri, Mugiliformes, Mugilidae. The coding region runs from base 157 to 1308 and encodes 383 amino acids. Gene Ontology annotation, molecular function: NAD+ binding; histone deacetylase activity, NAD-dependent. The record is from RefSeq and is a predicted model, not a curated record. The transcript is spliced from 16 exons.